Exophiala viscosa is the source of this 2426-nucleotide messenger RNA. RefSeq names its product acetoacetate-CoA ligase. The record is from RefSeq and is a predicted model, not a curated record. The transcript has 6 exons. Bases 175 to 2208 code for a protein of 677 amino acids. Gene Ontology annotation, molecular function: acetoacetate-CoA ligase activity. NCBI's taxonomy places the organism in Eukaryota, Fungi, Ascomycota, Eurotiomycetes, Chaetothyriales, Herpotrichiellaceae. Gene Ontology annotation, biological process: lipid metabolic process.
UCAGACAUGCGGUCCACGUUACCUCCGAGCGGGGAUUCACGGGCUCCCCCGAACGGUACCUUGAAACAUUGCACGGCAUCAGACCUUAAUUCAUCGACUUCGUAACUUUCGAGACCAUAAUCGAGCGUCAACCACGUCCUAAAAAUUCUUGAGAGGUUCAAUCAAAUACAUAAAAUGUCGGCACCUCUGCGGUCACUCUGGACACAUCCAGAGGUCGCUUCUACGAGAAUUGAGUCAUUUCGUCACUUGGCCAACGAGAAACAUAACUUGAGCCUCAGUAACUAUCAUGACCUCUGGGAAUGGUCGACGGACAGCCUGAAUGACUUUUGGAUGCUUCUUUGGGAGUUUACAAAAGUCCAGGCUUCAAUUCAGCCAGAUUACGCCAUUACGGACUCAGAGGCAGCCAGCCUCACCCCAGUCCCGAAUUGGUUUCCACAAGCAAGAUUCAAUUUUGCUCAGAAUAUCCUCGAAUCAAGCUAUGCUCCGCCGGUUGAGGACGAAAGACCGAUACUUACGGGAGUUCGAGAAGGCGGAAGCAAUAUCGAACAUGUCUCCCUCUCCGAACUCCGUAGUCGCGUCGGAGUUCUUGCCAAUGCACUGACACGCGCUGGAGUACAAAGACUUGAUCGCGUGGCCUGCAUUGGAUCAAACAGUAUCAGUACAUUCACUAUAUUCCUAGCUGCGGCAUCGAUAGGUGCUAUUUUUACCUGCUGCUCUCCUGAGAUGGGUGAAAAAGGCAUCCUCGACCGCUUCCUGCAAGUGAAGCCAAAAGUUUUGUUCACCGACGACUGGAUCGUCUACAACGGCAAACGGAUUGAAUGCUUGGAGAAAGCCAAGCGGGUCGCAUCUGUUCUCCGGACACGGGGCGAUCUACAGACCUUGGUAGUGAUCCCCCGAGACAACGAGAGUUACAUGGAUGAUUUGGAAGCCGGCUUUCAGAGCCUCCAAAGCUUCUCGGCAGGCGUGGCAGAGAACUACGCCUUCGCCCAAUUGCACUUCUCACAUCCACUUGUAGUUGUCUACUCCUCCGGGACGACUGGGCAACCUAAAUGUCUUGUGCAUACUGCUGGAGGCGUACUUUUGAAACAGAAGCUCGAGCAGAUUCUGUGCACAGACAUGACCGAAAAUAGUGUCUACAUGCAGUAUACAACGACAAACUGGAUCAUGUAUCUCUACGCAGUCUCCGGCUUGCUGAGCGGAGCCCGGUCAAUUCUCUACGAUGGAUCGCCUGUCAUCCCAAGUCCGGUCAAAUUUCUGGAUAUGCUCGGCCGCCUACAGGUUACACACUUUGGUACCAGUGCACAUUAUCUUUCUCUUCUGGAAAGUUCGGGCAUUACGACAAAAGACGUCAAUAACCUAAAGCGAUUGAAAGUUAUAACAAGUACUGGAUCAGUGCUCACAGAGCCGCAGUACUAUUGGGUCUACAAGGUCUUUGGGCCAGUUCAACUCAGUAGUAUAGCCGGAGGGACGGACAUUGCAGGGGCUUUUGUCGGUGGUGCACCAAAUCUACCUGUUUAUGCCGGUUGGUGCCAGGCGCGAACGCUUGGCAUGAACGUCCAGAUUUAUUCAGAUGAUGGUCAUCCCAUCGAAGCAACUGGCCAGGCUGGCGAACUAGUAUGCACAGCACCGUUCCCGUCACAGCCGGCAUAUUUCUGGGGCGAUGAAGACGGCAAACGAUACCACUCUGCAUACUUCGAGAAGUUCCAAGGUAUUUGGCACCAAGGAGACUAUAUUCGUAUGGAUCCUGUGACAAAAGGCGUUCAAUUUCUUGGUCGAAGUGACGGCGUUCUAAACCCAUCCGGCGUGCGAUUCGGAAGCGCAGAAAUCUAUAAUACUCUAACAAUCUUCACCCAAAUCGAAGACAUGCUAUGUAUAGGUCAGCGACGGUUGCAUGAUCGUGAUGAGCAAGUCUUGCUAUUCGUCAAAAUGAAAGAGGGCCAUACCUACGACAAUAAGCUCGAAAAGGCAAUCAGAACACGUAUUCGACAGGACCUGAGUCCCCGGCACGUUCCAAAGUUCAUCUUUGAAACACCCGAGAUACCAAUGACCGUGAAUGGGAAAAAGACAGAAUUGCCGGUGAAAAAAAUCGUAUCGGGUCAAAAGGUCACCCCAAGCUCAACGAUCUUGAAUCCUGCUUCACUGGAAUGGUACGAGCAAUUCGCUCAUAUCGACCAGAAAGGGUCGCUCAAAGCAAAUCAUAAGCUAUAAGCAAAUUGUCUCGGUUCGAAGUACGUGAAGAUCGAGAUGGCGGGAUAGUCACACGUACUUUGACGACAUUAGUCGUCUACGCUAUCUAGACUUGAUCAUGUGGGCUAGUCGAAUCAUCUGUUGGUCCGGGCGUUGCAAAGAGAGGGUUGACGCUUUGGCUAGAGGUACUCAGGCAACUUCAGGCCUUUCUUUUGCGACCUUUUUUUUGCAAAGCGGGU